Benincasa hispida (wax gourd) is the source of this 2283-nucleotide messenger RNA. Its product is annotated as Histone H3 K4-specific methyltransferase SET7/9 family protein. NCBI's taxonomy places the organism in Eukaryota, Viridiplantae, Streptophyta, Magnoliopsida, Cucurbitales, Cucurbitaceae. The record is from RefSeq and is a predicted model, not a curated record.
CAUACAAGAUUGCUAAGCUUUUGCAUUCUUUUGGCUAUGUCAUUCCCACAGAAUCAACCAACGAAAGAACAAGCCAAACCCAACAAAACCCAGAGCCUUUGAUUCUUCAAAAACCCCACAACAGAUUAUUCCCUUCUUCAAUCAUUCAACCCAGCAAUUUCUGUAAGAAUUUCUGAAUUCAAGAUCCAUCUCUCUGAAUUUCGCUUCCGAAUUCGGCUCUCUGGGCCAUUUCAUGAAGAACCCACUUCGAUUUUCCCGUCAAUGGCGGUUUCUAAGCUUUUCCCUGAGUUCUACGAAGGGUUUGCUAUGACCCAAUCCACUUCUCUGUUAUCGCGAUUUCCGUUUUUCAUGUCAUCAGCUUCUUCGUUUUCUUUUCCUUUUGCAACCAAAUCUCUGGCUUCCCAAAUCUUCCGCCAUUUUCGUUGUCGCGAGUUGCUUCGAGUUCACUCACGAUUUCUUAUCCUCCUCUCUUUGCCCUUCAUUUACUUCUUUCUUUCGAACCCACGUCGUUCUUUUGUUCUCAAGUUGUUUGUACUACUUUUCUUCUCCAUCGCUGCUCUCGUUUUUCUCAAUCUUGCAGUCCCUCGUCUCCCUUCUUCGAUUCGUUUGUUUCUUGUUCGAUCGUCCCCAAUUAACGCUUUCUCAUCUUCUGCUGCGACGAAGGCUGUUUCCAAUGUUCGUUGGUCGAUUGGAUCGAAACCCAAGUCGGAGAAACGGUUGAUGUCUGGUUCUUGGGUGAGAGUUUACAGUAAUGGGGACGUUUACGAGGGAGAAUUUCAUAAAGGGAGGUGCUCAGGUAGUGGGGUUUAUCACUACCAUAUGAGUGGAAGGUAUGAAGGCGAUUGGAUUGAUGAGAAAUACGAUGGGUAUGGCGUAGAAACAUGGGCGAAAGGGAGUAGGUACCGUGGUCAGUACAGACAAGGAUUGAGAAAUGGGAUUGGGAUUUACAGAUUCUACACAGGGGAUGUCUAUGCUGGGGAGUGGUCUAAUGGCCAGUGCCAUGGCUGUGGAGUUCAUACUUGCCAAGACGGGAGCCGCUAUGUUGGGGAGUUUAAGUGGGGUGUCAAACAUGGAUUGGGUCACUACCAUUUUAGAAAUGGAGACACAUAUGCAGGAGAGUAUUUUGCAGAUAAGAUGCACGGUUUUGGAGUUUAUCAGUUUGGCAAUGGACAUCGUUACGAGGGAGCUUGGCACGAAGGAAAUAGGCAAGGACUUGGUAUGUACACUUUUAGGAAUGGAGAGACACAAUCUGGUCAUUGGCAAAAUGGGGUUCUUGAUGUUCCCAGUCUUGAAAAUAGCCAUCCAGGGUCUUCUUAUGCUGUCAGUCAUGCUAAGGUUCUCGCUGCAGUCCAGGAAGCAAGAAAAGCUGCACAGAAAGCGUUCGAUGCAGGAAGGGUGGACGAAAGAGUUAACAGAGCUGUAGCUGCUGCUAAUAAAGCAGCAAACGCAGCAAGAGUUGCAGCUGUGAAGGCUGUCCAGAAACAAAUGGAUCAAGAGACCAGCACCAACCCACCAAUCUUACUGGUCUGAUCGUAAAAGUUCCGUAGUUAGUACUCUCAUCUGUGGACGACGUUUUCAGCAUGAUGCUUUUCCAAAAGGGAAGAAGACACGGGAAAUGCUGGUAAACGGAUGUUCAUUUUUGUUGAAAAUUCUUUACCUCCUUAUCAGUUUCUUACAAUUGAAAGGUACCUGCCUGGAACCCGCUUGCUCAGGCCAUGCAGACCCGAUGGCCAAUCGAGGAGCAGAUAGGUUUAUUUCCAUCUCUCUCUCUCUCACUCUAAAUGUAGCAAGUAUUGUACAUAGAAUGAGUUCAACUGAUAACAAGAAGACUGCUAGAGUUGAGCUUUGAUAUUGCUGUUACACUUGUGCUUUUGUUUUUUUUUUUUCCCCCUUUUCUUUUUGUAAGUAAUGAUAUGUAUAGCAGAGCAGUAGAUCAAGGAGGGAACUAUCCUGCCAAUGUUGUGUUGUUGCAUGGUGAAAAUCAGCCUGAGCGCUGGGCUUUAUGCCUUCUUUCGCUCUCUUAUGUUUCCACGAAGAUUUCAUUCUUUCUAAACUUUGAACCAUUCGAGAAGUUAAAAGAGUUGAAACGAUAAGAUUAAGGGAGCGUUUGGGGAGCUGAGUUCAGUUUUAAAGUCGGAAGUUCAUAUUUUGGAGUUAUAAUGUCUGGGGUAUAGAGUUGUUUAGUUUGAGUUGGGAAGGGUGGGAGAGAAAAAGAGGAGAAGAAAUUUUUCGAUAAAUGUACAAAUUUUAAUAGUAUACACCAUCGAAGUUGAUUGAGUUGAA